Lactuca saligna is the source of this 720-nucleotide messenger RNA. Lineage: Eukaryota; Viridiplantae; Streptophyta; Magnoliopsida; Asterales; Asteraceae. The record is from the annotation of a GenBank genome assembly.
AUGUUCUCCAUACAAACCGACAACUUUAAUUUCCAACACAAAAUCCCAUAUCCACCGCUCUUUUGUCACUUACCAUCACUAUUUCACAACCACAACCCACAAUGCUCAUUCCUCCACCAUCACACCUCCCUUACUCACCACACCGACGCCAUGCUUCUAACCAUCGUAUCCUUACUCCUCUUUGUACUUUUCGUCAUCCUCCUCCACCUCUACGCCCGUUGGUUCUUAUCCCAAGCCCGCCCACGUACCCCAACCACCAUCACCCUUACACACAUAUCAAGACCCGCCAGAUUGCACCGUCGAUCCACCACCAGGUUGGGCCUUCCCUCCUCAGUCAUCGCAUCAUUACCACUAUACAUUCAUAGAUUACCACCAUCGGUUGACUGUAACUACGUUUUAGAGUGCCCUAUAUGUUUGAGCGCUUUUCAAGAAGAAGAGAUCGGAAGGAAAUUACCAGUAUGUGGGCAUGCAUUUCAUGUCGAAUGCAUAGACAUGUGGUUGCACUCGCAUUCAACUUGCCCGAUUUGUCGUGCUACAAUCUUAUACAAUUACAACCGUAAAAUGGACAAUGUUAACCAUAUAGUUGAUCAUGUAGAGAUCGAUAUUGUUAAUCCUGAGCAGUUGGAGAUUGACGAUGCAAUACGUUUUCCGGUGCAAGAGAGUCCCAAAUCUACGAAUACUAGUGUUGAGAUACACACUGGACCAAGUUCGUCCUCGUAA